This is a messenger RNA of Effrenium voratum, 3903 nucleotides long. Lineage: Eukaryota; Dinophyceae; Suessiales; Symbiodiniaceae. The record is from the annotation of a GenBank genome assembly.
AUGGAUGCCAUGUCGAGCUUCGCCGAUGCGUUUGACCACUGGGCGCAGGUCAUGCCCGAGCGCCCGGCGGUGCGGGACGCGCGGAGCUGCCUCACCUGGGCGGAGCUGCGGGCGGCCUCCGAGAGGCUCGCCGCGGCCAUCGGGGCGGCGGCGGAGACGUCUGAGACGGUGGGCCUCCUGGCGAAGCGGUCGCCCCCGUGGCUGGCGGCCACGCUGGCGCUGCUGCGGCUCGGGCGGCCCUUCGCCUGGAUGGGCGCGGAGCUGCCGAAGGCCAAGCGCCCCGCGGAGCUGCGCCGGAACGAGGAGAUCCUCGAGGUGCUGCGGCCUGGGCUAGUCCUGCUAGGGGACAACCUACCCCCGGAGGCGCUCCCCGACUUCGAGGCGCUCCCGCAGCCCCCGCGGCUGCUGCGCAUCGGGGAGUGCCUCGCCUCGGCACCGGCGCCGCCGCUGCGUCCGGCGCCUUUAGUGCCGCCGCGUCGCGCGGAAAGAGGCGCUUUGAUGUGCUUUCAGCUGACGGGGGGCACCACUGGGGGCUCCAAGGUGGUGGAGGUGACCCAUGCGAUGGCGCUGCACGAGCUGGCGGCGUAUCCCAAGGCCUUCCCGGAGCUGAGCCACGAGGACCGGGUGCUCCAGCACACGCCGGUGCUCUGGGCCGCCAGCGCCUUGGGGCAGAUCGACGUCGCGGUGUCCGUGGGGGCCACGAUUUGCAUCGCUGAGACGUUAGACCAGGACGCGCUCCGGGAGCUGCAGCCGACGGUGCUGGGUGUGGUGCCCUCCUCCUUGGAGUCCCUGCAGCCGGCGGAGGCCAAGACGGUGCGGUGGAUCUUCACCUGGGGCGAGACGCUGCCGCCCGCUUUGGGCAGCCGCUGGGCGGAGCGGCGCCGGGUGGUGGAGCUGCUGAUCAGCACCGAGUACUGGCUCAGCCUCUACAGCGCUGGCCGCAGCAGUGAGGGUCGCAGCAUCUACAAGGCCGUCCCUGGCGCUGAGGUGGCCGUGGCAACGGAUGGCCAGGUGCAACGCCACGUGGGCGCCACGGGGGAGUUGUGCCUGCGGGGCCCCAUGGUCACCACGGGGUACCGAGGCCUCGAGGGCAGCUCCUUCAUUGAUGCGGGGGACGGCGCGCCCUACUUCAAGACCUCGGACCUGGUGACGCUGGUGGGGAGCGACCCCACCUGCCUGGAGUUCCGGGGACGGAGCGAUAUGCUGGUGAAGGUGGGUGGGCAGUUUGUGGACCUGCUUGAGGCGGAGAUGCGCCUGAAGGCUGCCUUGCUGCCCCCUCCCGAGAGCACCGCCACCGCGAGCGCUGAGAGCCUGGCGCAGGAGGUGGCGGUGCUUCCCGGCUCCGCCGGUGGCCCGCGCGCGCACGUCUUCGUGUCUGCCAGCGACGGGUCUGGUGCGGCCGCUGCCAGGCUUAUCCAGCGCGCAAGAGGGGCGCUGCCCGGAAGCGCGCUGCACCUGCUGGGCAAGGCCCUGCCAAAGGAUCCAAUCUCCAACAAGGUGGACCGGCGCAGCUUGCUGGGCGGCCUGGUCGGGGAGAUGGAGACGCAGGACAUCUGGCCGGUGCUGCGUGCCAGGCUGCAGACCCAACUUCUUUGGCUGACGGUAAUGGGCCUGCCCGGGGUUGUGGACUUGUCUUUGCGAAACAUCUCCAGGCGGAUGCGAGUGCUGGGCCUGGGCCUGCACCUGUGGCUGGUGCCGUACCUCUGGCUCCUGUCGCUGCACGUGCCCGUGCGCCAAUGCAGGUAUGUGAUCAACUACGUGCCCUUUGGACGCGUGGGGUUGCUUUGCUUGUGGUACCACUUGGCCCGCGGAGCAGGCAGGACUGCGCUGCUGGCGCGGGGGGCACUAGCCGUGGCCGCUGGUGCGGGUGUAGUUCUGGCGGCGAGGCUGAACGCCGUGCUGCCGUGGUGGGUCGCUUUUUGGCUGGCCAUCCCAGAGACGGCCCAGGGCGAGUGCGACUGGUGGCUGAAGAAAGAGGGCUGGAAAUGGUAUGGCGACGAACUGGUGGAGAAGGCGUUGAGCGCCCCGAGCAGGAGUGUGGUAUGGGGCGACAACUUGCUCCAGCUGGUCCUGGACCUGCCCAGCCACCUCGGCCGCCUCCGCAGCCUCAAGCCUGAGCCCUACGAGCUCCCGGAGGAGCUUUGUGCUCGUCCACAGGCGGAUGAGGUAAAGGCUGGGACCUCCCCGGGUGCCGGGCUUGGCCUUGCCUCAAGCACCGGGACCGAGCCAGAACCGGCAGAGGCGGCCAGCUCGCCGGAAGCCGCGCCUUUUGCGGCGUGCGCAAAGGUGGAGGUGGAAGAGGCUGGUCCAGAGGCAGCCGCGCCGGCAACCUCCGUGGAAGCGACGGAAGAGGCUGCCAGUUCUCCGGAAGCCGCUGCGCCUGCAGCCUGCACAGAGCCGGAGGUGGAAAAGGUGGGCUCGCCGGAAGCAGCUGCGCCGGCUGUGUCCGAGCCGAAGCUGCCAGAGGUCGCUGACAACUUCGGCGCCUUUGAAGGGGCCAGCGAGCCGGAAUGGUCUUGUGAGGAGUGUCGAGUGCCCCUACCUUGGGGCAGCGACUGGCGCCAGGAGGCCGAGCUCUUCUACUGCCGGUCCUGCCACAAGGGCUUUGAUGACCGGUGGUGGGAUUUCCACACCCGCGACGUGGUGGAGCUGGAGGUGGCCGCCGACGAAGCUGAGGCCGACGCAAGCGGCGAAGGGAGCAGUGAGUGCGAUCUGCGGCCGCGGACCUUGGCGGGGCAGGAGCUGCUGCGGUGGCUGCCCAGGCAGCAGCCACGGCUCAGCGAGGCGCGGCUCAGCGGCGUGGACAGCUUGGCGGUGCUGACGCUCUGCCGCCAGCUGCGCCUUGCGGUGCCCGGGCUGCGACUGCGGCCCCAGGACGUCUUCCAGUGCGACACCUUGGGGGAGCUUCUGACGCUGGUGGAGGGCUGCCCCUUGGACGCCGCAGAUGACCUUCCCGCGCCCAGCUAUGGCCCUGGAGAGAGCCGGGCGGUUUGGUUCACUCCGGGCCAGGUGAACAACACCUGCAAGUGGCUCUACGGUUGCAAGGGCCUGCUGGAUGAGGGCUGCUUCCGGCGCGCCUGCGCGCGGCUGCUGGGGCGCCACGAGGGCCUCAGGGCGGAGCUGGGUCCUGUGGGCAUGGAGAUGCUCCGCUUCCUGCGGGACGUCCCGGCGCUGCACGCGCCGCUGUGGCCGCAGCUGGAGCCGAGGGCGCGGAAGCUGGGCCUGGCGCGGCCGCUGCGCGCCUGCAAGGAGCUCUGCGCCUGGGGCCUGAAGCACAGCUGGCCGCGGAGCCACCCGCGGCCCGUGACGCGGCAGUUCCUGGAGGAGCGCGUGCUGGUGGUGCGCUGCAAGAGCUGGCGGGACUUGGAGCUGGCGUACUCGCGGCUGAGGGAGGAGUGGCGGUCGCCUGUGGCCAUCGCCCUCUUCCUGCUGGAGCGCGGGCGCGAGGAGAAGUCGAUGAGUACCUGGGAGCGCCCGGAGGACUGGCGCGGGCCUACCAGCUUUCUGCAGUUCAUAGUGUCCCACGCCUGGUCCGACGGCUUCUGCGGAGUGCCGCUGGUGCAGGAUUUCUCGGCCCUCUACGUGCAAGAGGAGGCAGCCGCAGGCAAGGGCUCGGGCGUGUGCCAAGCCUCCCUCCUGCCCCUGCCCAACGGAGCGGCCUUCCAGGCUUUGGAGUCCCGGCUCUUUGCGGCUCUGGACUGCCAGCCUGGCUGGAGCCACCCGGACCAGAUGUCGCUGCGCUCGGCGAUCUUCGACGAGACGCCGAAGUGGACACCCUGGGUCUACAACCAUGAGGUCCUGCUGGAGGCCAGCGCGGUGGCGGGCCUGCGGAGCUGCGCCGGGAGGACCUUCGACGUCCAUCCCGAGAUUUUCCCUUUGAAGGUCAACCAUUGCGGUCUGUGA